UUUUUCUUGACACCGAACAAACCAGACACUGAUUCGACCACAAUCAUUCGUAUCACGUUUCCGUGCGGUAUCAAAGUGGCACUGCCGUCAUGCAGCCGUUGGCUCGAAAUGCCGGUCGGCCCUGCCAACGGCAGUUCCAUUAUGCCUGCCGUCAUCGACCGCGAUUACAGUGUCCGUCGCAAAGGCUGUUCAGUGUCUACCAGCCCUGCUUAAGGGAACGACCCAAACCGAAAUCGAAACCGAAACCGACGGAUAUAAAGGUCAAUUGGUUUGAACAAGAUGAUAUUCAUCGCGCAAAAAGACAACGAGUUGAGGAAGGGGGGGAAGAUCCAGAGGCAGCAGAGAUAAAGGCCAAAAUUUCUGCAUUAGAAGAAGAGUUGAAAGAGUUGAGAAUGGGCAGGCUAUUAGGAGAUUCUGAAACGGAGAUGCUCUCAGAGCUCUCUGAAGAGGAUAGAGUCAAAAUGACCGAGGCGAUACAGGAGAGGAAUGAAAGAGAAGCCGCUUUCAAAAAGGAGGUCGCAGCGCGAGUAGCAACCCGUAUGGAAGCGCAAGACGACAGCUUCAUAAUAAAGAUGGCAACGCCGCAGAGAAGCAGAGUGUAUCUUGACCGCCUGAAUGACACUUUACGACACGCUUCGAUGAACGCACCAAACCCGAUAAUCAGAAGAGAAAUAUGGAGAUGGUACAGUCGAUGCAAACAGCAUCUCCCUUCUUUCCUACACUUGGUCCCGGACAGCGCUUGGGAUUUGCUUUGGAAAACCCAGUCCCAUCUUUCAUCCUCAAAUCCGGAUCGGCUGUCCCAUUUGAAAACAUUGGCAGACGAUCAAAUCUCAAUCGGCCGCGACAUUCCGGAGGUACAAAAGCUCGCACGCGUCGAGGCAACUUUUGUAGAAGGCGAACGGGAUCAGGCUAUUGCAGAAUGGGAAGCUAUAGGAGACAAGUUCACCGGAAAGGAUGAUAUUCUGGAAGAAUAUUGGAGUCUUGGAAUUCGAAUGUUCUCAAUAAUAGGGAAUCCUCUACGGGCGCAAGAAAUCGCAGCCCUAAUGCUAGGAAGUAACGAAAACGCAGACGCCAGGAUCCUCAUACCCGUUAUAACAGCUUGGACCCAAAAGAAUGACGCCCUUGGCUAUUCCAAUGCCUGGGCUAUCUACGUGCGACUUAGAGACCAUCUCGGCCCGAGAAUCACAAUGGAGGAUUACGAUCGCAUUAGUAUGGGCUUUUUGAACGCCGGCAGAAAGGACCUUGCGCAAGGCGUCUUCAAGGAUAUGAUGCUUACUGGCCAGGCUUCCCCAGAGGAUUCGUCGGCUCUAUACAAGAAGUCUCUUGGCAUCGUGGGGAAACUUCAAUCAAUGAGCGUGUCCGCAGAGGAAACAAAUCGAGUGUCUCUACAAGCUAUGACCGUCCUGCCCCGCAAAUUCCAAAAUAAAUUCUUCUACGGAAGCUGGAUCAAGAAGUUGAUUGGCAUGGGUGAGCCUGAUGCUGCUGCCGCGGUAGUGGAACUCAUGUAUGAACGAGGAGUUAAGCCCGAUCCGAAGCACGUCAAUGGUAUUAUCGGGGCAUGGCUGCGCGUAGGGAACAACGAGAGCCGUCAAAAAGCCGAACGGAUGGGUUGGUCGAUGAUUCAAGAGCGCCUCAAUUUUGUACAACAACGGCGGGCUUCGCAGAAUCUGGACAACUCAGAAUCUAGUACCUCUGUCACCACCAAGGAUGGGCUCGAGAUCCCAACACACCUUGAGCGGGCUGUUCCAGCCGCAACAAUUGAAACAUUCUCAAUUCUUUUGUUGCAUUACUCACGUCGCGAGAUGACGGCCCAUGUAAAUUACAUACAGGAGCUACUGCAACCGGCAGAAGCCAAGCCCAACUCAUACUUCAUGAACCAUUUACUCUUUGCCGAUCUGCGAGCCCAUGAUCACCGGAGAGCCUGGCGCAGAUUUCAAGAGAUGAGACGAACCGUUGAACCCGACAUGGAGUCGUUUGCAUGCCUGUGGGACUGCAUGAAGUUCCACUUGGACGCCGCCAAAAACAGGGACUUGACCGGUUUUCCUACGCCUCGAGCCCUCUUCUUCGACAUGAUAUCUUGGUACCUCAAUCUCCCAGCUAAACUCCGCGACGGAGCUCAGGAAGCAGUGACUCAGGAGUUCUACGACCAGGUUAUCCGCUGCUUUGGCCUCUCACAGGACCUCAAAGGAACUCUGGUGGCGAUGCACGCGAUGAAGCACGCUUUCAACCUCUACGCCACGCAAGACACUGCUCGGAUGGUGGUUCUCCAGGUCUCCCGCAUGGGCCCCACCGAGACAGAGACGCGCAGGAACCGACGCACACGAGCCAAAGACCUGAGAAGGAAUAGUAAGGCCAAUGUUGGUAAUGUGACAAAGGUCUUGGACAUCAUUGCGAAGCGGCGAAUGAGCGCCCUCAGCGAGCAGGGCAUCGAGUACGAUGACCUGGACCCCGAAACAAAGGCGAAUGAAUCCUUAAGUCUCAUAUCCGAACUCUUACGUGUCGUUCUUGUCAGGACUGAGGAAGAACCGUCUAUGCUUGAAGCAGGGUUGCAAAGCAUUGCAUGGGAUAUGGGCGUUGGUGGAAUAUCUCUAGGCGAGCCUCUCCAAUAUCCAAUUGUACCGGAGUCACCGUGAUUGUUGUUGCGGUUUUCUUUCCUUAUAUAUUUAUAUUCUCCCAAGCAUAGCAUUAUCCGGCGUUUGUAUAUAAGCUCAUAGAGCAGUCCACUCACCACUUUGUACAAUUACUCAUCAAUCUAUCUUCGAGUGUCUCUUGGAGACAGAGCUACAGAGCACGAUAUUCUAUAUUGCAUGCUAAACCAAGGCAAUCAGGUCGUGCACUUUGAUGUCCAUACUCCAAAAUAUUAUUUGACAGCUGCCUUACAUCCAAUGCCAGUUUGUACGUACGUACUGCCCCAAUAUACGCCACACAUGAUCCAUAAAA
Xylona heveae TC161 is the source of this 2940-nucleotide messenger RNA. RefSeq lists its product as hypothetical. The record is from RefSeq and is a predicted model, not a curated record. The coding region runs from base 90 to 2633 and encodes 847 amino acids. The transcript has a single exon. Gene Ontology annotation, molecular function: protein binding. NCBI's taxonomy places the organism in Eukaryota, Fungi, Ascomycota, Xylonomycetes, Xylonales, Xylonaceae.